AUGGUGCAGAGGAGCUCACUUGUGCAGCUGGCGUGUCUUGUAGCAGCGCUUUACUCCAGCUGUGUGAGCACUCCAGUGAGCUCGGCUAUAGCCGCUGCUGCUCCUGCAGCUGCGGGCGAUACCGCCAUCGGUAGCGGGCACAACACCUCGAUAACUGCGGCUUCUCCUCCCCCGCUCUUUACUGUCUUCGGGUACUUGCCCGAGUACCGUCAGGACUCGUUCCACUACGAGGCCUUCUUCAACGCAGGGUUGACGCAUCUUAUCUUCUUCAGUGCCGAGGUGGACCCCGCAACGCUGCGUCUCAUCCAUGUGGAUGACCGGCUGCCAUCGGGCGACGAGUGGGCCCGGAUCCGCCGGCUGGCAGACCUGCACGGUGCACAGCUGAUGCUCUGCAUCGGUGGUGGUGGCCGCAGCGCGGGGUUUGCGGACCUCGUUGGGGACACGGUGCGGCGGCGAGCGUUCAUAGAGGAGGUGAACGCGGUGCUGCUGGCACGAAAGCUCGACGGCAUCGACUUCAACUGGGAGUACCCGCAGACGAUGACAGAGUGGUUGAACUUUGGCCGCUUCCUGAUGGAGCUCCGGUCUUCCCUGGGCUAUGCGGCUGCUGCAGGCGACGAACACGCAGGUAAACCGGCUGGUGAGCGGCGCCACCGCCUCCGAGUGCGGCGCGCUGUCUUGUCCAUGGCCCUCCAUCCCCACCCAUCUAUGGCAGCCGUACUGCAGUCCGCUCGCGUGCUCCACUCGCUCGACUAUGUGCACUUGAUGGCGUACGACCACGCUGUCGGGACCGGGCCACACAGCUCCGUCGAGUACGCCGCCUCAGUGCUCAGUGAGGGGACGAUCGGUCUCUUUAACGAGGGUAUAUACAACAGGCGUCUUGGGCAGAUGCACCAGCGGCCGCGCAUCAUUCAGGACCACCGCCGCAAGCUCACCCUUGGGAUCCCCUUCUAUGGCCGUCAUCGGGAGGACAGGCGACUACAGCCUGAGGCGUACGACCGGCUCUGGCUCUUCAUCCAAGAAUGGGCUAGCAAGAACCACCCGACAUGGGUCGAGGGAGGUGCGGAGCUGCGGGCAUUGAGCGAGUAUGGCGGGUACAGCUUCACCGGCUACGACGAUGUGAAGCGCAAGAUGCGACUGGCACGCGCUGCUAACUUGUCUGGGAUAAUGAUCUGGGAGCUGGGCCAGGAUGUGCCACCGGGGACUUCGCCCAUGUCGCUCAUGACUGCCGUUCACGAGCAGCUGGCCGACUGGGGGUUGCUGACUGACAGCAGACAUGGUAGUGGUGGCAACGUGAAUAGCGGUAAUGCAUACGAUUGUCCGCAACCACUGCCGCAGGAUUCAUCUCCCGACGUGGCUGAGGACCGCGAUCUAUGA
Leishmania mexicana MHOM/GT/2001/U1103 is the source of this 1374-nucleotide messenger RNA. RefSeq names its product chitinase. The record is from RefSeq and is a predicted model, not a curated record. Gene Ontology annotation, molecular function: chitinase activity; chitin binding. Gene Ontology annotation, cellular component: extracellular region. Bases 1 to 1374 code for a protein of 457 amino acids. NCBI's taxonomy places the organism in Eukaryota, Euglenozoa, Kinetoplastea, Trypanosomatida, Trypanosomatidae. The transcript has a single exon. Gene Ontology annotation, biological process: chitin catabolic process; carbohydrate metabolic process.